This is a messenger RNA of Columba livia (rock pigeon), 1641 nucleotides long. RefSeq lists its product as uncharacterized. Gene Ontology annotation, cellular component: chromosome, centromeric region. NCBI's taxonomy places the organism in Eukaryota, Metazoa, Chordata, Aves, Columbiformes, Columbidae. Gene Ontology annotation, molecular function: histone binding. The record is from RefSeq and is a predicted model, not a curated record. Gene Ontology annotation, biological process: CENP-A containing chromatin assembly.
AUGGUAAACGAGAUUUUACUGAAUACGUCGGACAAACCCCUUUAUAAUCAUCCUUUUGAAGAUGAUUUACUUAUCUCCAUGGAAACUCUCACUUACAGUACACCUGACGGACCAAAAUCAUGGGAGGAUGUGUCAACCGAGGACCUUUCAUGUGAAGAAAGUGAUACCAAUACAGUUUCAGUAAGAAGAAAAUUUCAAGACGUUCACUUACAGAAUCUGUAUGUACGUGAUGGGAAAAUACAAGAGAAAGUAAAAGUGGAUGUGAUAGUUCAAGACAAUGUUAGAAAAAUUCCUGGAUGGAUUAUGGUAACAUAUUUCACCUCCCAUUUUACUUCACCAGUGCAAGAACAGAUUGGCAACCAAGCUGCUGUUUGCAGAAGGAAAGUAGAAUUGUCAAAUGAAUGUUCUUCAUCCAGACCUCCACAGUUAGGAUUUUCUGAUGUUCCCAUAUCAACAAAGACAAUCACCAUACCCAGGCAUCAGACUUCCCCAGAACUGAAUAAAACUUGGUGUGAUAGUAUCUUGGAAGAAUACCAGUCUGCAGAUGAGGAAUGCUCCUGGAGCAAUGUAACUCUUGCAGACUUGUAUCCAGGGAUGUUAGAGUUACUUACAAGGCUCAUGACAAAGCAGACUUGGAGAAAAGAGUCAAAAUACAUGUUUGGACAAUUAAGGCACAGAAGACACCCUUCUGGAAGACCAAAGCUCAGUGUCACCUUAGUCAAAAUAAGAGGGUUCAGACCUCCUAAACUGAAGCGAGCACAGCCUAGCAUAUGCAGCAGUAGACAUGAAGACAUACAGAAUCAAACUUUUGGAAAUGAGAAUAGAGAACUUCGUGAUGACAAGAGGUCCAUUAAUAAUUUGUCUGGUGUGGUACCUUAUUCUUACAUUGAUACAAAUGAAAUCAAAAUGGACUGCUCUGACUCAAGUUUAGUACCUAGAAAAGGCCCAAAAUUCUCCAAACGGACUGUUUUUCCUGAUGUUAUAACUACAAUGGGAGAGACGUUUCUAGUUGAAGAUGAGUUACAGACUACUGUCUCACUUAAUCCAAAAUGCAAAGAAAGUGAAAAAUUUGCUUACCAGUGUCCUUCAGAAUACUGUUUUAUAACGUCUGCUGCCAGUUCAGGGUCAACAGGACUUCAUCCGGUAAAAGAGAGUAAAACUCAAAAAAAUUACUUUUCUUGUGGUGAUACCUCAGAGUUGUGUUCAUCUACUUGCAGUUCCUAUGGCAAUAGUCAUGCUUUUACACCUGUCGCAAACUGUUCUCUUGCAAGAGCAUCAAAUACUUUGCUCAUAAAUCCCGAAAAAAUAACCUCUGAAAGACAAAUUCCUUUCAAGCACAAGCACUUAUUUUCCUUGUUGUCUACAAAGCAGAGUCCUUCAAAGAUGCCCCAGAAAUACAAAGAUGCAUUUGAAAAGCUCUACUACAAGCUGUGUCCCCAAGAAAUCCAAAAGCCUUUGACAUUGACAAGAUCUCUUGCAAAUUCACAGAACCUUGAAGAUAAAGGAAGAUUAGUGAAGAGUAAUUUAAGUCAUUCUGUGAGGUCCCAUACACCGUGUGACAGAGAAUUUGACAGGAUCAUGAGCAAUUGUGUAGUGGGGGUGUUCCAAAACUUCCUGGGUUUCAGAGAGCUUCAAAUUUAA